ACACUGCACUUGAUUGUUGUUAGCAGCUACGACUCGUCAAGGUGCACAGAUACGAGUUACUCCAGAUACUCCAGAUAGGUGUGUGUUUGGGUGUAGUCUCAUUAAACACUCCCUCAUGUCGUGGAGUAUGUCGGUCAGCACGGCUGGCUUUGUAGCUUCCACCGUUUUGCAUCUCAUGUUACAGCAAGAAACAGCGGCUAGCUAACGUCAAUGUGCAGCUUCCUCUUUUUUAUAAAACUCGCUUUACAGAAUUUUUCAGUCCAAGCUGUAGCAUCCAGAUUCAAAGAGAAUACUUCCCAGCUUUUGCAGCAGAUGACAGGGGACGCCAGGACUUAAAGCAUUCCCACUAUUUACUAGUAGACUGACAGACUGAUUGACUGCUGGACCAAAAAGAAGAUGGACUAACUGUCACAACUCUCAUCAAUCCCUCACCUCCCUCUUAUCACCCACCUGUGUGGGGCCAUUGGAUGCCCUAAGGCAGCACGAGUGAUGCCAGGUGGCAGGCAGACUGCUAGGCACCCGCUGUGGCGCCUCUUGUCACCAUUCCGCAGCCACCAGGAGCGAGUGGUGCUGGCCCGCAGCGAGAGCCUGCCAGGGGAGCAGGUGUUAAAGAUCACAGUCACAGAGACUACUGUGAUAGAGGCGGAGUCAGGGGUAUGGAACUGGCGCUCCCUGACCUACCUGGGCCUUUGGUACUUCUUCAGCUUCUGCACCCUGUUCCUCAACAAGUACAUCCUGUCACUGCUAGAGGGGGAGCCAAGCAUGCUUGGUGCAGUUCAGAUGCUCUCCACCACCGUCAUCGGCUUCAUAAAAAUGUUUGUGCCCUGUUGCCUGUACCAGCACAAGUCCAGAACUGAGUACCCCCCCAACUUCAUCAUGAUCAUGUUGUUUGUUGGGCUCAUGAGGUUCAGCACAGUGGUUCUGGGCUUGGUGAGCCUGAAGAACGUGGCAGUGUCUUUUGCAGAGACCGUGAAGAGCUCAGCACCCAUCUUCACUGUCAUCAUGUCCAGGCUGAUCCUGGGAGAGUACACAGGACUGUGGGUGAACCUGUCCCUGUUGCCUGUCAUGGCCGGUCUGGGUCUCUGCACAGCCACGGAGAUUAGCUUCAACAUGCUCGGCUUCUCCGCCGCUCUCUCCACCAACAUCAUGGACUGUUUGCAGAACGUAUUCUCCAAAAAACUGCUAAGUGGAGACACAUACAAAUUCAGCCCUUUAGAACUGCAGUUCUAUACCAGCGCAGCAGCAGUCAUCAUGCUUAUACCUGCCUGGGUGUUCCUCCUGGACAUCCCAGUGAUCGGGAAGAGUGGGCGAAGCUUCCUCUUCAGUCAAGACAUUGUCCUGUUGCUGCUUUUCGACGGUGGCCUGUUCCACCUGCAGAGCGUCACUGCCUAUGCUCUCAUGGGACGGAUUUCCCCCGUUACCUUCAGUGUUGCCAGUACUGUCAAACACGCCCUGUUGGUUUGGCUGAGCAUCAUCGUGUUCAGUAACCAGAUCACUAUCCUCAGCGCCAUCGGCACCGUCCUCGUGUUCAUCGGGGUCUUUUUGUACAACAAGGCCAGGCAGUUCCAGAGGACAACCUUACAGGCCAUGGCUCCUGAGCACAACCACAAACCACUUCUGCAGGACCAGAAUGUCCAAGCCCCUCAGUCACACUGAGGACUCGACAAUUUACACUAAAAUGCAGCCUGAAAUGAGAUCAAGGUCUUAACAAAAUUCAGUUUGCUUACCUGUGGCUGUCCAGACAGCAUGCCUGGACACAUUCCAGUUUGUUUUGUUUUCCCAGGGUCCAUUUAGUGUCAGUGUCAUGUCCUAGAGCUUAAGGUAAACCUUGGUGACUGGCUUGGUACAGGUCAAUGUCCGUUUGACAAAACCAUCCCUAGUCCUGUGGAGCAGCUUAGACAGUAUUUAUUUGUCCCUUACCUGAUUACGUACUUGUCUAUCUGUAUCUAAUCAUCCUUGAUCCUUUGUUUAAUAUCGGUCAGUAAAAGGGGAAGCUCAGGGUGUCCUUCAGCUUUUUGAAGGAAUUUACUUUCUUUGUCUUACAUUUGCAUUCCAGAGUGUGCUGGUUUAUCUUUCAUCUGUGGUACAGCGGCUGCUGAUUGUAUGUUAUUGUAAAUAUGUGUAAAGCAUUGAAGCUGUAAGAUUUUAAUUCUGUGAUGGUGUAACAUACACUGUAUCACACAAUGGCAAAUUGAUCUUGAUUGCAUCUUAAUAUAAGAUGUGAAUAGGGCACAAGGGCCUGAGAUGGGAGGCCUUUUGGAGGGUUGUCCAGCCAAAGCAUAGACUUAUCAUUUUUUGACACAUUCUUUUAAACUAUGUUUGGAACAUUUGAAAGCCACAUACUGCAUUCUAGGAAUGCUCAUCCUCCAUAAUGAACUGUUGCGGUUGUAUGUAAGGGUUUAUGUUCUUGCAUUUUUUUUUAUGUUUAAUGGUUUUUUUUUGUAAACUGACUGUCCCCCAAUGCAUGCUGGGAUAGCAGCCCCGGGGACCAUCAACAGGAAAAGAGCCUUAGAGAAUGAAUGGAUUGAUGAGCUGCUGUAGAUCACACAUUCAUAAUCUUUAAGAAAAAUGAUUUAUUACAACAUGAGUUUUAUUUUUGUAGCUCGGCCCAUCGGCUCUGUCGGAUAUGUCCAACAGUCAGGCGAUCAAACAGGUUUUAAAACAAACCCCCAAGUUAGUGACAUUAGAAGGUAAACUGUAAAAUUCAUACACAAACUGUCUGUUGUAAACAUCCAGUUUACAAACCAACUUCCUGGUUCAAGCAUCAACUCAGUUUUCUUGUGAGGGGGACAUUAACGUACAAAUGCACUCACUUUUUUCCCUGUUUUUACAGUAUGUCAAAAAAACGUUUUUCUUGUUCACAAGCUGUCUGAUUGACAAAAUCAAUAAAACCCAACUUGUAUGUUUACCACAUGCCACAUGCAUCAAACCCCGGUUACUUUAUACAAGUAGGAUUCAGUGUAAAAACCUACUGCUGUGAGCCAUGCUGUGGUUGUUGCUACUUUUAAACAUACUGUAUGAUACGAACUGUGAAAUUCACAUUCAGUAAGUGACUUUCCCAUGUUGACCUCUAGCCAAAAAUGGCUGCAUUAUAAUAAAUAAAUAAUUGAACAUA
Messenger RNA from Perca fluviatilis (European perch), 3115 nucleotides. Its product is annotated as solute carrier family 35 member E2A-like. The record is from RefSeq and is a predicted model, not a curated record. Bases 490 to 1656 code for a protein of 388 amino acids. Gene Ontology annotation, molecular function: antiporter activity. NCBI's taxonomy places the organism in Eukaryota, Metazoa, Chordata, Actinopteri, Perciformes, Percidae. Gene Ontology annotation, cellular component: Golgi apparatus. The transcript is spliced from 9 exons.